Eptesicus fuscus (big brown bat) is the source of this 2829-nucleotide messenger RNA. RefSeq names its product defective in cullin neddylation 1 domain containing 3 (gene DCUN1D3). Gene Ontology annotation, molecular function: cullin family protein binding; ubiquitin conjugating enzyme binding; ubiquitin-like protein binding. Bases 384 to 1298 code for a protein of 304 amino acids. Gene Ontology annotation, cellular component: ubiquitin ligase complex. The record is from RefSeq and is a predicted model, not a curated record. Gene Ontology annotation, biological process: protein neddylation; positive regulation of ubiquitin-protein transferase activity. NCBI's taxonomy places the organism in Eukaryota, Metazoa, Chordata, Mammalia, Chiroptera, Vespertilionidae. The transcript has 4 exons.
GAGGCGGCGGCGGCUGGGGUGGCGGCGGCGGCGGCGGCGGGGCAGGGAGUCUGGGAACGCGAGCGGGGAUGGUAGGUGCUUUGGACCCGCCGGGCCGCCGUCCUUGCCAGAAAGCGUUUCACUGGAGGAACCUCUGGAGCAACUAUGUUGGUACCAGUGAACCUGAUCGGUUCUUCCUACAUGUCCUGAAGCUCGCUGCACAGUAGAACUGGAUUUUAAUUGAGUUAGUGCCUUUGAAUUCAAAUCAAGUUUCACUAGUUCUGUAUCUGUUUUUCUAGGUUGGCUGGCUCCUCUGGCUGAUGGCAUGUUGAGAUUCAAGGGCCGGUGGCAGCGAGGGCUUCUGAUCCAGAGGGGACCACUCUAGAGGCCAGGCCACCAGUACCAUGGGCCAGUGUGUCACCAAGUGCAAGAAUCCCUCAUCAACCCUGGGCAGCAAGAAUGGAGACCGUGACCCCAGCAGCAAGUCACACAACAGGCGAGGUGCAGGCCACCGCGAGGAACAGCCGCCGGCCUGUGGCAAGCCAGGUGGGGAUAUCCUCGUCAAUGGGACCAAGAAGGCAGAGGCUGCCACGGAGGCCUGCCAGCUGCCCACGUCCUCGGGAGAUGCUGGGAGGGAGCCCAAGUCCUGUGCCGAGGAGUCUUCCUUGCAGAGGUUGGAGGAACUGUUCAGGCGCUACAAGGACGAGCGGGAGGAUGCAAUUUUGGAGGAAGGCAUGGAGCGCUUUUGCAAUGACCUCUGUGUUGACCCCACGGAAUUUCGCGUGCUGCUCUUGGCUUGGAAGUUCCAGGCUGCUACCAUGUGCAAGUUCACCAGGAAGGAGUUUUUUGAUGGCUGCAAAGCAAUAAGUGCAGACAGCAUUGAUGGGAUCUGUGCACGGUUCCCCAGCCUCUUGACCGAAGCCAAACAAGAGGACAAAUUCAAGGAUCUGUACCGGUUUACAUUUCAGUUUGGCCUGGACUCUGAAGAAGGGCAGCGGUCACUGCAUCGGGAAAUAGCCAUUGCCCUGUGGAAGCUAGUCUUUACCCAGAACAACCCGCCCGUGUUGGACCAGUGGCUACACUUCCUAACAGAGAACCCUUCGGGGGUCAAGGGCAUCUCCCGGGACACUUGGAACAUGUUCCUUAACUUCACUCAGGUGAUCGGCCCCGACCUCAGCAACUACAGCGAAGACGAAGCCUGGCCCAGUCUCUUCGACACCUUUGUGGAGUGGGAGAUGGAGCGGAGGGAGAGGGGCGGGGCCGGGGCCGGGGCGCGCAGCUCGGGGCCCCCGGGCUUGUGUCCCCAGGAGCAGACUUAGUGCUCUGUCCCGGGGCGGCGCUGCCCUGGAGCCAGCCGAGGAAUGGACCUUUCUGGAAAUUACCGAAGAUCCGGAUAUUUUCUACUUUACACCUUUCUCUGCCUUGUAUCUGAAAGGGCUCUAAAAUGCUGUAUCAUGUUUUAGGCACUUUCUUCACUUUUUGGUUAUUUUGGUUAUUUCCUUUUUUUGGGGGGUCCCCCAAAAUAUUUGAACCUGGCUACAUGUUAUGUAUCUUUUCUUUAAGCCUUCAGACAGAAUAAGCCUGCCACUUGUUGCACAAAUAGAUUGUUUGUGGGGGAGGGCGCCUGGGGGGCGGCGGUCCGCUGAGCUGACGUUAGACACCAGUGCCAGGUCUGCUGUGCACCCUGUUUCAGGGCAGGUCUGUGCUGUGUGUGGUGCUGUUUACAUGGUUGGAUUGCGGUUGUGAUGACUUUUAAAGAUUGACACGGAGUUGACUAGCAGUGUUAACUGUUAACCACGUUGCAUUAAUUCCCUGUGAGUUAAAGCCUUGGAGAGCCGGGCCGCCAAGUGUGUCCUCUGGUGACAGCCCGCCCAGCUCACUUACCCGAGCCCGCGCUCCCGCACUUGCUCACCCCUCUGUCCCCCAGCCCGGCCGGGGCCAGGCAGGGGGCGGUGUUCUGGAGCAGCCCGCAGCCACGGCCAGAGACAGCAGCGCUGCCUCCGCUGGCUGGAAGCGGUCUUGGAUGGGUGUUCUUCUUUGAUGACAUUUUCUGUCUUUUCAUGUUGUGAGUGGAAAUACCUUUUUUUUCUUUGUUCAUUUGCCUUGGAGCCAAAGUUUCUGUUCCUGGUGGUCGGAAACUGCCUGCCAGCCGCCGGACUCGAAGGAAAGCUGUGGCAUGGAGCUCUGCUUGAUGCUUCCUUAAAAACGUUGAGUAUCAUCAGCUCACUGUCUGGCAAGUGCAGAAGCCUGGGGCUGGCCCGACCUCUGCCAGACGUAGCGUGUAUUUAACAGUAGACGUGUGCCCUUGCCUUCUGCUGCGCCGUGUCGUCGCUCACCCCGGGCGUUAUUUAUUAUCUGUGUUGAUGUCAGGCUCAUUGGGGUGACGUGAUGACUGUUUAGGUUUACAUUGCCCUCUUCUUCCCCUCCCCAAAUAUGUAUAUGUACAUAUAUAAGAUAUGUAUGUGUUUUACCUAUCUAAAAUAUAUAUGUACACAUAUAUGUGUCUAUAUUCCCGUUUGCCUGCUAAAACUGGCCUGAGAGGAGGGAGAGGAGGGCCAGGGAACACCAGGAUGGAGGCUUCUGAAUCUGAGUGUGGACCAUUCUCACUAAAGAGAAGAUGAAUUUUCUCAGCUCUUUCCUCACAAGAGGGAGGCCCAGUUCCCCAGACGCCGCGCUCACUCCCGGGGGCCAGCCUUGGACGCGCUGCCCAGGAGCUGACUGUCCUACCUCUUCAGUGGAGGGCUUGUCCUUUCCCCUCGGCCAUGUCCCCGAGCCUGUGCUGGAAGGGUGGGCAGGAACUUGGGAACAGGUGGAAAAGGGAAUCUUUUAAAUAAACGUAUAAAACACUUA